CAGGAUCAGUUCUCCAAUGUGGCUUAAAUUUCGAUGAAGUGGCGUAAUAAGUGAAUAAUUAACCGAUUUCCGAAGGCUAAAUGACCGUGAAUGUCGCCUAGCAACUUGCGGCGACGUCCAGCGUCUUCGGCGUCGUAGCAUACGAUGCUUUCUAAAUGCCACAAGAAAGGUAGAGUUUUCUUUCAUCCUAGUACCGGUAAAGAAUAUGAAUGAAGUCCAAUUAUUUCAACGUGCAGAUAAUUGCGUUGUUUAUGCUUUCGUUGAUCCCAUGGCCGGGGCCCACAGUUUUCAAAAUCUCGUGUCCGCGAGAUAAUGCCCGAAUCGUGCGGAAAAUAAUCCAGAACAAAUGGAUACCGAUUUUAGAAAAAUACAAAGUCAGUCUGCCCAUCGAGUGCCCCUUCCACCCCAUUAGGGACAUCUUCGGGCCCCAGCAGGCCGCCAAACAGCAGCACCGGCCCUCGCAAUGGACGUGCGGCCUCUGCGGCAAGUCGUUUUUCGAGGAGAAAUACCUGGACAUGCAUUUCGACAAUCGCCAUAAGGGUUUCAUAAAUAUGGCCGAAGACGCCGUGUGCCUUGCAGACUACUGCGACAUUAUGAGAUGUGACGUCUUGAUAACGCAAGACCCCAAAACCGUCUAUCCAGACACCGUCAACACGGAUAUAGAAAUCUGGCGCGAAGCUUCCUCGUACACCAAAGCCUUGGCGACGUCCGGCCCACGCGAAGUCGCCAAAUACACCUUCAAGGAUGGGAUUUACCCCCAUCUGCAAAAAAGCGGAAAAGCAACGAAGCCCACCAAGCAUUGCCAGAAGAAUGAAGCACCGGAAGCGCCUAAUAGCAACGAAGAGCGCCAAUCUGCAGGCGACGACGAUAAAUUGCAGAAUAGUUCGAAUAAUGUGUGUCAAAAUGAUUUGGUGGAUUCGGCUUUGCCGGCACCGGACAACAGGCAGCAGAGAAUAGCCGAACUGCAAAAGUUGAAAGCGAAUUGUAAACCGGAAGAACUGCAGAAAAUUAAGACGAAGUGCGAGAUUUUGGUGCGCGAUUGCAUCGCGGGGCUGCUAAUUCAACUCUCGGUGAAAGAUUUUAAAGAAGUUGAAGACGAGUUAAACAGGGCUGUCUGUUGGUACUUGACGUGUGACCGGUACUGGGAGGAUACGCAGGGGGAUAUCCGCAGCUUCCCUUGGGGUUUGCUCUGUAUGAUAAUAAUGGUUCUGUCCCUCGGCAUCUGCAUGUGUUACUACAUCAUUUGGGUCUUGUUCGACACCGAUGACGUCAGUGUUGCUAGUGCUAGUAUGACCGAUAGAUCGACGCCUUCGCCGGCUCAUGUCCAUCGGCAUGAGCCUCCACCACAGGCAGACGGUCACCAAAUUUACACAGAGGAUUAUUACCUGGCUCCAGAUAAAGAUAACGAAUACAUAUACGUAACUUAUCCUCCUGAUUUAAAACGACGGCUUUUAGAAAGCUGCUACAAUCGAACUACCCGCUUGUGAGACCUAGUACGAAGAGAUCGUUUAGCUCAAUUUUUAUUUAUUUUGUAGACUUUUUAAACAGACUCCAUACUGAAAACAUUCCAAAAUUAUAAGUAGGGGAAUACUCAAAUGUAUUAAAGUUUUACAAAACUUAAUACUUUUAAGUAAUUUUCUGUUUCUAUCUAGAUUGUAGUUUAGACAUAAUUCGAAUUUGGUAGCCAAUAGCUGGACUGAGCCUUUUUCCCUUAAAAAUACUUUAAUUUUAAUCGAACAGUAGAUGGUGGCAUAAUUUUUGAACGUCAUACAUUUCGUACGAAAUAAAAUCGGAAUUUUGUUUCACUGCUUGCUGUCUCAUGCCUUGACCAUUAACAUGAAAAAAACGGAAUUUAAAUUCUUGUCCUUGUACCUAAGAUAAUCCAAGCUGAAUUCCAUCCUACGAUUACCAAACAAACUCAGAUACAAUUUGUUACAACUAGGUGUAGUCUUUAGCGUAAUAAUUAGCUUGAUGUUACUUUGUUUUUAUUGCAACGAUGUACAUAAUGAUAGUUGGAUAACUUUUGUACAUGUGAAAUACUUUACUAUGCACCUUUUUGAGCAUUGCAAUGAAUGUAAAUUUACAUCUUUAAAACCAUGUUCAUAAUUUAUAAAAAUGUAAUAAUAUUCAAGGAUCAUAAUAAAGAUUUAAUAUUGAAUGAAA
Molecule: messenger RNA, 2163 nt
Organism: Tribolium castaneum (red flour beetle)
Lineage: Eukaryota; Metazoa; Arthropoda; Insecta; Coleoptera; Tenebrionidae
Exons: 7
Coding region: 210-1487 (425 amino acids)
Source: RefSeq, a predicted model, not a curated record